AUGAGGGUUUUGAGCCGCGGAGUCCUUCGGUGGGCUGGAUGGAGCUCAUCGCAACCCAAAUGGACCGGGAUCUGUUUCCAGAGGAGGAGGGAGGCCACCGUCGCCUCCACUGCGGCUGGAGCACCACGUCUCAAAACUUUCCAAGACUUGCCAGGUGUCGGGUUCUGGAGCUUCGUGUACUGGUUCCUGCUCAGGGGCUAUAUUCUGCAUAUGCAUGAGUUGCAGGUAAUAUAUAAGAAGCUAUAUGGACCCAUGUGGAAAUUUGCCGUAGGCAGAGAGAAAUCUGUUAGCAUUGCUUCCCCUGAGAUCCUGGAGAAGAUGAUGCGACAGGAGGGGAAAUACCCUAUGAGGUGUGACAUGACUGAGUGGAAGGAGCAUCGGCACUUGAGAGGUCUAGCAUAUGGGCCUCUGACAGAGGAAGGGGAACGCUGGUAUCACUUACGCCAGGUGCUGAACAAGAGGAUGCUGAAACCUUCAGAGGCUGUGUUGUAUGCAGAUGCCAUCAAUGAAGUGGUCUCUGACCUGUUGGUGCACCUGGAGAACGAGAGGGAGAAGAGUCCUUGUGGGGUGGUAGUCCAGAAUGUUGCCAACCAGCUCUAUCGAUUUGCCCUGGAAGGCAUUUCAUACAUUCUCUUUGAGACCCGCAUUGGCUGCCUGCAAAAGCAGAUACCUGCAAAAACCCAGGAUUUCAUAAAUUCUAUUGGCCUCAUGUUUAAGAAUUUUGUUUUUGUCAAUGCUUUGCCCAAGUGGACCCGGGAGGUGUUGCCUUUCUGGAACAGCUAUCUGGAGAGCUGGGAUACCAUCUUUGCUUUUGGGCAAAAAUUAAUUGACAAACGAAUGGAGGAAAUCACAGCUCAGCUAGAAAAAGGAGAAAAGCCUAAAGGUGAAUAUCUAACCUACUUGCUGUCAAGUGGGAAAGUAACCAUCAAGGAAGUGUCUGGAAGUGUGGCUGAGUUACUCAUGGCUGGCGUAGACACAACAUCCAACACAUUAGCCUGGACUCUCUACCAUCUUGCUAAGGACCCUGAGAUUCAGGGUGCCUUAUUCCAAGAAGUUGUCCGUGUGGUACCCAAAGAGCAGAUCCCCACUACUGAAGAUCUGGGCAGGAUGCCCUUGCUGAAGGCUGUCAUCAAGGAAACACUGAGGCUGUACCCUGUGGUGCCUAUCAAUUCCCGAGUGGCAGUGAAGGAUGUCGUCAUAGAAGGUUACCAUUUCCCCAAAGGGACAUUGUUCUCUUUCUGUCAUUUUGCACUUUCUCGUAAUGAGGCCAACUUCCCAGAGCCCAACAAAUUUGUGCCACAGCGCUGGCUGCGAGAGGAGCACACUUCAGCCCGCCACCCCUUCAGCUCCAUCCCCUUCGGCUAUGGGGUCCGGGGCUGUGUGGGACGUCGCAUUGCUGAAUUAGAGAUGCAUUUGGCUCUCACCAGGAUCAUCCAGAAAUAUGAAAUAAGACCCGACCCCCAAGGAGGUGACGUUAAACCCUUAGCCCGUGUAGUUUUGGUGGCAGACAGACCCAUCAACCUUCAGUUCCUGGACAGACAGACAGAUGAUUCUUCACAUGCCUUUGGAUAGACAGCAGAAAAGGUCUCUCCUACAGCCAAAAGGUGUGCAGAUUCUAUUCCCAAUCUAGUGACUUUCUUCCUCAAAUUUUUUAACCCUGGAAGCAUCUUUUUACAAAUGAUGUAUAGCCAUGCUGAGAGCUUUGAGGGGGAAACAAAAGGACAGGAUAUCUGUUUUAAAAUAAAUGACAU
Molecule: messenger RNA, 1751 nt
Organism: Gekko japonicus
Lineage: Eukaryota; Metazoa; Chordata; Lepidosauria; Squamata; Gekkonidae
Product: sterol 26-hydroxylase, mitochondrial
Exons: 9
Coding region: 1-1572 (523 amino acids)
Biological process (GO): cortisol metabolic process; glucocorticoid biosynthetic process; C21-steroid hormone biosynthetic process
Cellular component (GO): mitochondrial inner membrane
Molecular function (GO): monooxygenase activity; oxidoreductase activity, acting on paired donors, with incorporation or reduction of molecular oxygen; iron ion binding
Source: RefSeq, a predicted model, not a curated record